Molecule: messenger RNA, 1888 nt
Organism: Setaria italica (foxtail millet)
Lineage: Eukaryota; Viridiplantae; Streptophyta; Magnoliopsida; Poales; Poaceae
Product: UDP-glycosyltransferase 1
Exons: 1
Coding region: 74-1513 (479 amino acids)
Molecular function (GO): UDP-glycosyltransferase activity
Source: RefSeq, a predicted model, not a curated record
AGCAAAGCAACAGCAUUUGCCGAUUUGCGCCAUCUUCUCACUCAAGCUCGCGGGCAACGGUGUCGUCCCUGAAAUGGGGAGCCAGAGCCACGACGACAAGGCGAAGAAGCGCGUGGUCAUCUACGCCCCGCCGCCGGUGAUGGGCAGCCACCUGGUCUCCUUGGUGGAGCUCGGCGAGCUGCUCGCGGCGCACGGCCUCGAGGUCACCGUCGUGCUCGGCGGGCGGACCGACGACGACCAGGCCGCCGCAGGUUCAUUCGCCGAAGGCGCUGCCGCUGCGCACCCCGAGCUCUCCUUCCACCGCCUACCGUGCGUGACGCUCCCGCGCGACGUGCCCGCCCACGAUCCCGUGUCGCAGGCCUUCGAGCUCGCCCGCGCCUCCAACUCCGACCUCCGUGAAUUCCUCCGUGCCGCCUCCCCGCCCCCGGCCGCCCUCGUCCUCGACUUCUUCUGCGGCAGUGCCGUGGACGUUGGUGCCGAGCUCGGCAUCCCGACCUACUUUUUCUUCACCACGUCCAUCUCCGGCCUGGCGGAACUGAUAUACCACCCCUUGAUCCACGAGCGGACAACUCAGAGCCUCCGAGACCUCGGUGGCACCCUUCUGCACGCUCCAGGCAUCCCCCCGAUACCGGUAGACCACCUCCCCGCGUCAUACCUCGACCGCGACAGCCUCGGCAACAGGCUCUUCCUCGCCUUAUGCGAACAGAUGUGCAGAUCCCAGGGUCUCAUCGUGAACAGCUUCCGUUCGCUGGAACCGCGCGCCACCGACGCCAUCGUGAACGGCCUCUGCACGCCACCGGGGCGUCGGACUCCACCGCUGCACUGCAUCGGCCCACUGGUAAAGCAGGUGGAAGAGCCCGGCGCGAACCGGCACGAGUGCCUGGCGUGGCUCGAUGCCCAGCCUGAGGCCAGCGUCGUGUUCCUCUGCUUCGGCACCAUGGGCCGGUUCAGCGCGGAGCAGACAAGGCGGGUGGCUUGUGGGCUGGAGACGAGCGGGCAGCGGUUCCUGUGGGUCGUGCGGCGCCCGCUUGGCGAGGACAACGGCCACAAGCCGACAGACCUCGACUUCGACCUCGACGCGCUCCUCCCUGACGGGUUCCUGGCACGCACCAAGGGCAAAGGGCUGGUGGUCAAGUCAUGGGCGCCGCAGAGCGAGGUGCUGUCCCACGCCGCGAUCGGCGGGUUCGUGACGCACUGCGGGUGGAACUCGGUGCUGGAGGCGGUCACGGGCGGCGUGCCGAUGCUGGCGUGGCCGAUGUACGCCGAGCAGCGGAUGAACAAGGUGUUCCUGGUCGAGGAGCUGCGGCUGGCCGUGGCGCUGGAAGGGUACGACAAGGGGAUGGUCGGGGAUGAGGAGGUGGCUGCCAAGGUGAGGUGGCUGAUGGAGUCGGACGGCGGCAGGGAGCUCCGGGAGCGGACACGGGCCGCCAUGCGGUGGGCGAAGGAAGCGAUCAGCGACGCCGGGGAGUCGACAACUUGGCUGCUGGAGCUCGUACGGCAGUGGAAAAGGUGAAGAAAAUACUUGCGUCAGUCAUUCAAUUUGUACUACCACAUGGACGAGGUAGACGAAUUAUACUGGCCCGUUUGUACUUGACAAUAAUCCAUUCUUUCGUACCGUUGCUCCGCGUCGUCGUUUCGAUCGUACAGCACUUGAACUAACAAGGCAACUGCACGUGCACGUCAUGGAGACAAUAAGCGGCUCAGAUCUUGUGGACCUGCUGCCGCUCGCACAUCGUGCUCUUCUGUUGCCGCUCGAAGGCUAGUAACUGUUGAGAAAUCCCUAAACCUAGAUAAUUGUGGGCUUAUACUAAAUAUACCCUGGAGGAUCAAAACUGUAUAAAGGAAUAUGUACCCAUCUAUUAUGAUAAGAGAGAACAAGUUCCACCUA